AUGUCGUCAUCUGACAAAGGAGGCCCACUUUCUCGAUGGACAUCCAACUCGUCAACGGCCUGCGCCAGCACGAGUCAACACAGCCAGACUGCUGCCCGACGACAAACAUGGGCGUCGGCGACCUGGGCCACCGGUCAGAAUAUCCUCACGGGCAUGCUCUACCACCGAAAGGAUUCCAACGCGAGUGCCCAGCAGCAUGGCAAGUACCACGGGCUCCACCAGUAUGAGCACUUCACCACGGCGAGCACACUGCCGUUGCCGCCACCUCCGGCUCUCUCAGACGACUUGAGUGCACCAAGUUCCAAUCCACGGCAACAAAUGCCAUCACUAGACCUGCCUCCCCUCCCGCGGUUGCUGGGCCACGAGAACCUGGACGAAUGGGACGAUAUUCUGGUCAGGACCCUACGACUCCACGGUCUCGCGGACUACGUCACGACGCCCUACCCGGGAGUUCCGGAGCCGCCGAGCUGGACGCCGUGGGCACCCACCAAGUAUCUCGGCUCCGCCGGAAAUUCCACCGGUCUGACCCACGAGCAGUGGGAGCGCGACCGCGCCCUCGUGUGCCUGCUGAUCACCGGCUCCUUCAGCCUCGACGUCCGCGACACGCUCCUCGCAUGCGGCUACGACCCCUCCGAGACCAACCCGAAGCUCAUCUACGACCUCGUCCAGGAGGCCCUCCCCAAGGCCGCCGGCGAGGACGUGUCCUCGUGGCUGCGCGAGCUCAACAACAUCUCGCCCGCCGAGCCGCGCUUCGGCGGCAGCCUGCGGGAGUACUGCCUGCGGCUGGCCUACCUCCGCAGGAGGCUGUAUGUCGCCGAGCCCCAGCCCAACGACAACCUGGUGCUGGUCAUGGCCAUACUGGGGCUGGGGCGCGACGCCAAGUACGAGGACCUGAGCAUGGCCCUCGGCCAGCAGCUCGAGAGGGGCGGCAUGAGCUGGGCGCGGUUCAUGGGCGACCUUGCGGGCGCCCAUGGCCGGCAGGUGGCCGAGCGUCGGAAGAACAGGAGGAGGAUACAGGAAGAACCUGCCUGA
This is a messenger RNA of Diaporthe citri, 1032 nucleotides long. RefSeq lists its product as uncharacterized. The coding region runs from base 1 to 1032 and encodes 343 amino acids. The transcript has a single exon. NCBI's taxonomy places the organism in Eukaryota, Fungi, Ascomycota, Sordariomycetes, Diaporthales, Diaporthaceae. The record is from RefSeq and is a predicted model, not a curated record.